Molecule: messenger RNA, 993 nt
Organism: Prunus armeniaca (apricot)
Lineage: Eukaryota; Viridiplantae; Streptophyta; Magnoliopsida; Rosales; Rosaceae
Source: the annotation of a GenBank genome assembly
AUGGCGGCCACCGCGUCUUCAGCCGCAGCCAAACCCCUCCCUUCCUUGGACUUCUCGGCCGAUUCUCCGCCACUCAGACUGGUCCUCACUCCCGAUCAGUACAAGUACUGCUCUCAGGCUCUCAAGUUCUUCAAAGACAAGCUCCGGACUUCUGACCAUAUCCACCAGGAGUUCGAUCAGCUACAGGCGAAGAGGAUAACAUCAUCUGAUAUGAAGAGAAGUUGCACUGUGGCUCUUGAUAGUGUCAAUUUGAGCAAAAACCGAUACACCGAUGUCUUACCAUUUGACACAAAUAGGGUUGUUCUCAACUCCUGUAAGGAUUACAGACCUUCAGCAAGGGGCUACAUCAAUGCCAGCUUUAUCUCGACUAGUUCCUCCGAAAGCAUUUCCCGGUUUGUAGCAACACAAGGUCCACUUCCGCACACCUACGAGGACUUCUGGGAGAUGGUACUUGAGCAGCGUUGCCCUGUGGUCAUCAUGCUUACUCGCCUGGUCGACAAUUACAGGAUGGUUAAGUGUGGAGAUUAUUUUCAGGCUGAAGCUGGCCCUAGAGAAUUCGGUAAUAUAUGUCUAGCCACUAAGUGGCUAAGAACUACUGAAACUUCGUUAGAAUUGCGCCUUCUAGAGGCGAACUUUAAAGAGUCAGAGGAACCACCCAUGUCUGUAUUGCAUAUUCAGUAUCCUGAAUGGCCUGACCAUGGAGUUCCCGAGGACAGUAUUGCUGUCCGUGAAAUCUUGAAAAGACUAUAUCAAGUACCACCAAAUCUUGGCCCCAUUGUGGUGCACUGCAGUGCAGGUAUUGGGAGAACUGGAACAUACUGCACAAUUCAUAAUACAGUCCAAAGAAUUCUAGCUGGGGACAUGUCUGCGUUAGAUGUCGUUGAUACAGUAACCACAUUUAGGUCUCAGCGAAUUGGAAUGGUCCAAACACUGUUAAAGACAGAGAAGCAAUGUUUGGGAGGAAGAGGGAGGAAUAAGGGAGAAAUGAAGUAA